Messenger RNA from Miscanthus lutarioriparius, 2910 nucleotides. The record is from the annotation of a GenBank genome assembly. NCBI's taxonomy places the organism in Eukaryota, Viridiplantae, Streptophyta, Magnoliopsida, Poales, Poaceae.
AUGGCAGAUGCGGCGGCGGAUCCACCAGAUCCGACGGCGGCGGUGCCAGGCGACGGCGGCCCAUCUAGCUCAGUUUUCUCUCCCGCGGCCUCGCAGUCGCAGGCGCAGGCGCUAGGUCCCCCAUCGCCGUUUCGGCUUCCAGCGUUUCGCGCAGUCGCGCAGAACAGCGCCUGCGGCUUCUGCCUCUCUCUCCCCCCUUCCAUUCCAAACCCUAGGGCCGAAUCUCCGGCUAGGCGUCGGCGGCGAGCGCAGCCACGCUGUCCACGCAGGGCUUGGGCGGCCUUAGGACGUAGGUGCGCUGCUUGGGGCCCCGGGUGGCUGCGGAGGGCUGGGGCGGCCCCUGGCCAGGGGCAAGUCGGCAGCGGCAAGCAACCGGGGUGCUGGGCGUGGGUGGGCUGCUGGGAGGCCUGGGGCAGCGGCCAGCGGCAGCAACGGUCGAGCCUCGAUCGUCCUGAGGCAGGAGCAGAGCAGCUGAGCUGGUCUGGUACUCUGUUGAUUCUCCAUUGGAGCAGCCAUCAGGUGUGCAUCCAGUUUUUGAUGGAAGGUACUACGAUUGCUAUUGAGAUUGAUGGGGAGGCCAUCUGUCUUGGCAGUGUCGAAGAUAAUGAACAAGAAGCUGAGGAGAAUGGAGAAAUGCAGCAAAUAAUUUACACCGCUGAAAAUGGGGAGCAAGUAGCCUUCGACAACCAAGAACAGGGGAGGGAGGAAGAUCCUGCAGGAAAUGAAGAAGAGGAUAGGGAGCAUAAUUCCAUAAUCCCAAGCCGUGAGGAGUUGACUGAAGAAUUACAAAAUAAAGUCGCAUAUAGUGAGGAAGAAGCUUACAGGUUGUACUGUGACUAUGGGCACCGUAUGGGCUUCAGUGUUCGAAAGGGAAAGCAGUACUACUUUACCGGAACCAAAACCAUCCGUACUAAAGAUUAUUACUGCUCAAAAGAAGGCUUGAAGGAUGAUGAGCAGCUUACUGAAGCGAACUUUAAUAAGCCAGAGACCAGAACUAAUUGCAAAGCAAUGGUUCGUUUUAGGGUUGAUUCUGAAGGUCAAUGGCGAGUUAUUCAAAUAAUUCCGGAACACAAUCAUGAGUUAGUUCGGCCGGAAGAGAUACACUUACUGAGAUCGGUGAGGACUCUUUCAGUCCCGAAAUCUGGUGUGCUGAAUGCAAUGGUGAAUGCUGAAAUCCAAGCAAUGCAUGACAGUUUGCAUAUAAAUGAAGAUGGUACAGAAUGCCACAGCCAGCUUAGCAUCCGUAGUUACACUCUGCUUGAACCAGAGGAAUGUGAGGCCCUUGUUGGAUAUUUCAAGCGCAGGUCAAAUGAACAAGGUAUGUUCUAUUGGGAUGUAGAAGUAGAUCAAGAAGGCCGAAUGACUAAUUUUUUCUGGAGGGAUGGGAAAAGCCGGGUUGACUAUGAUAGUUUCGGAGAUGUUGUGAUAUUUGAUACAUCAUAUCGCACCAACAAGUAUAAUAUGAUAUGUGCCCCAUUUAUUGGUGUGAAUCACCACCGACAAAAUGUCAUGUUUGGCUGUGCAUUUUUGUUAGAUGAGUCCCUAACAUCGUAUGAAUGGUUAUUUAAGUCAUUCUUGGAGUCAGUGGGCGGUCGUCCUCCUAAAACAAUCUUUACUGAUCAGAAUGAAUUUAUCUCCAAGGCAAUUGAAGAUGUUCUUCCUGGGACACAUCAUUGUCUUUGUCAACGGCUCAUUGAAAAGAACAUGCUGUCCCAUUUAGGCACUAUCAAUGAUUCUGGAACAUGUCAUAGCUUGCUUAUAAAGUGCAUGAGAGGAUGUGAGUCAGAAGCAGAAUUUGAUGAAACAUGGGCGAUGAUGCAUCAUGAGUAUAAUAUGCAGGAACACCCGUGGCUCACUGAUCUGUAUCAGCAAAGGCAUAAAUGGUGCACAACUCUUCAUAAGGAUGCGUUUGAUGGUGGGAUUGAAUUGAUGGAUAGGAAUGAGGGUUUGAACAAUAUUUUGAGCAACAUUGAUGAUGAAUCAACUUCACUUGCCACUUUUGUUCUUGAGUUGGAUAAAAUUGCAGGUAGUUGGCGUGAAACUGAGCCUUUAGAGGACAUUCAGUGCAACCAGGCUGCUCCGGAGUGUACAGUUAAGCAUAACAGAAUUUUGCAACAUGCCGCUGAAGUUUACACACACAAGGUCUAUAAGUCUCUUGAAACAGAUUUUCUAGAUGGAACUGGUGCAACUUCAUAUCAGGAAGUUCAGUGUAAUGAAACAUUGUAUAAGUUUGAGUUCGUUCUGCAAAGUAGUCCAAAUGUUUGGGUAGUUUUCCUUAACACCUCUACCAUGGAGUUGAGCUGUACUUGCAAAAAAUUUGAGACCAUGGGUGUACUUUGUUUACAUGCUCUAAAUGCACUUGGUCUCAAGAAUGUCGAUAGGAUUCCUGAAAGGUAUAUUUUAAACCGUUGGACAAAAUAUGCCAGAAAAGGAACAUAUCCAUUUCCAGUUGAUGAAUUUGCAGAACAAGAUCGCACAGAAGCUGCAUCUGUGUAUCAUAAUAGGGCUAUGUGGUUUGUUUAUGAUCUGCUGACGAAGAGCAAAAGUCAUCAUAAUACAAGAAAACUAAUUCUGGAUGUACUUGAAAACGGAGAAAAAUCACUGGACAAUAUGUGUGACCUCAAAAGAUUGCAUAUGAAUCCCUUGGGAAAAGAGAAAGAUGGGAGCAGGGUUGAAAAGAGAAAGAAAAAAUCAACUAAGCAAGAGAAACAUUCAAGAAAUGUGAAACAAGUGGUUUUGCCCCAGCCAGCUGACCCGGUUUUUGUCGAUCCACCAAAUCAAGAUCAAUAUUUUGCUGCAGAAGAUAUUGCAUCAAACUCAUCUGUUGGUAGACCUUACUUCUACCAGGAAUAUUCAGCUUAUGGCGCAGUUCAGCCACCAUCGCAAUUUGGUGGUGGAAGAAAUUUCUGA